Messenger RNA from Anisakis simplex (herring worm), 2343 nucleotides. The record is from the annotation of a GenBank genome assembly. NCBI's taxonomy places the organism in Eukaryota, Metazoa, Nematoda, Chromadorea, Rhabditida, Anisakidae.
AUGUUUCGCUUCUAUUUAGCUUUCACAUUUUACUCUUACAAUCAGCCGGUUAAAAAGUUGUUUUCAGAGUGGCAAAAAGAAUGCCUUUCUGAUCAAAAACUUUUGAAUGGCGAAAAUAUGAUCAUCUCGUUACCAACUGGUGCUGGCAAAACACUGAUUGCUGAGGUGUUGAUGUUACGUGAAGCAGUCGUUAAGAAGAGAAGUUCAAUUCUAAUGCUUCCUUACGUGGCAAUCGUUCAGGAGAAGGUUCACUCGCUAUCGGUCUUCGAAGAACACUUGCCACUUCUCAUCGAGGAAUACGCUGCAUCGAAAGGUGUGUUCCUAGUUCUGUUUAGUGGUUCGUUCCAUAUUUACUCAGGUCGAUUACCACCAAUAAAACGUCGUAAUAAAGUGUCUUUGUUUGUGGCUACCAUCGAGAAAGCGAACAUGCUAAUUAAUUCUUUGAUUGAACAGGAUCGUAUCAAUGAGAUUGGACUUUUCAUAUGCUUGGUGAUGGCUGUCGUGGAGGGACCAUCGAACAGGCACUCACAAAGUUUAUGCAGAAAGGCGAGAAGUGGACAGAUUGUUGGAAUGUCGGCAACGUUGGCGAAUUUAAACGAAUUGGCACUUUUCAUUAGGUCAUCCGUAUUCUCCACCAAUUUUCGUCCGGUUGAACUUACUGAACGAGUCAAGAUUGAUAAUACGUUAUACCGUGUCGACUGUGGUGGAAAAUUAAUACCUGAGCUGGAUUUACCCGAGAAUAAACUUGGCAAUAGGGAUCCUGACGGUUUGGUGACGUUGUUGAGAGAUAUUAUACCACGUCGAUCAGCAAUUAUAUUCUGUCCAACCAAACAAAAUUGUGAGAACGUAUGUGCGUUGUUGACACGCUUGGUACCGAAGUCAUUGUGUGAUAUGCACACUCGUGAACGGCAGUUAUCAGUGGUUGCGUUGAAUGAAGAAAGCGAUGGAAAGUUAUCGCCAACACUUCGCAGAGGUGUUCUCUGUGGAGUGGCGUAUCAUCACAGUGGUCUAACGGCAGAUGAACGACAAAUUAUUGAAAAUGCAUUCCAGGAUGGUAUAAUAAGAAUUUUGUGUUCAACAUCCACACUCGCCGCUGGAGUGAAUUUACCGGCGAGGCGAGUCAUAAUAAAGUCAGCGUUGAUUGGUCGAGAACCACUCAAGAAAACACAAUAUUUACAAAUGAUUGGACGUGCCGGUCGAGCUGGAUUCGACUGUAAGGGUGAAGCGAUUACGAUUGUGCAUCGUGGGAUGGAGGAAAAGAAUUUUCGUGCAAUGUUGAGCGCUCCAUUGAUGGCAUGCAAAAGUGCUUUCAGCGAUAAAUCAAUACUCUCUUCAUUCAUCUUCGAUUUGAUCUCAUUGAAGAUUGCCAAUUCGUUGGAGGAAAUUGAAGGCAUUCUCAAGAUGACAUUAUACGGAAUACAAAGUGGUAGUACACAGAGUGAUAUUAACGAAUGCCUUCUGGAGUUAAUGAAUAGGAAGAUGAUACGUCAAAAUUCGGAUGCUGAAUACAUUGUGACAACGUUGGGCGAUGCAGCUUUCACAGCGAAUAUCACACCGAUUGCUGCUCUUUCCAUCAGUGAAUCGCUUAUCGAAAAUUUAUCAAUGGGUAUUGUGUUAUCGUCACAUUUCCAUUUGAUCUACACGAUUGUUCCUUUUGAUAUUUAUAUCGAUGUGGAUUGGGAUAUUUAUUAUGAAGAAUACCGAGCUCUCUCAUCGAGUGAACAUCGUUUGUUGGAUACAAUGGGCGUAGAAGAGAAGCAUCUUGUCAAAUAUUUCCUUCAGCGACCGAAACUGCCAGCUGGUGAUUCAGCUCUUCGAUUGUAUCUGACGUUCAUGAUGAAAAGAAUAUGGAGUGAAGAGUCGAUAUGGAGUGUUGCUGAGCGCUUUCAUGUUUCUCGUGGUUGGCUGCAGUCGACACUUCAGUCAACUUGCUCACAAGCGUCAUCAAUUGCACGAUUCUCUGAGAAAGUACCUCAGCUGUGGCCUUUGAAGCAUCUGCUGCCCGAUUUGGUACAACGACUGCGUGAUUGUUGUCAGCAAGAGUUGAUACCACUGCUUGCGAUCGACGGUGUGAAAAGGGCUCGAGCACGAAUGUUAUACGAUGCUGGUUCGUUUUUGUUUCUGUUGCAUGACGAAUGCCUGUGUUUCAAAACACCAGGUGCAAUUGCAUCAGCCGAACCAAGCAAGUUGGUCUCAGUAGUGGAACAUCUGAACAAACGACAAGCUGCAAAGAUGAUUAGUAGCGCGCAGAUGUUGGUGCGUGAUCAAAUCGCUGAAAAAGUUGAAGAAAUUGAGCAAAUGGGGAUUGCCGUACCACAGUUAUGCUCUCAGUUGAUGCCAUAA